This is a messenger RNA of Blepharisma stoltei, 680 nucleotides long. The record is from the annotation of a GenBank genome assembly. Lineage: Eukaryota; Ciliophora; Heterotrichea; Heterotrichida; Blepharismidae.
AUGAUCGCCUUAAUAGCAUCAUGCUUAUACUCAAUUUGGCACGUCCGUUGAUUGGCGCCGUCACUGGAAUUUAUUUGAGAAAAAAUCCAUUAUUUAAUAAAUGCAGGAGCAGGGGAAAAAAUGUUUUAUGCUAAGCGUCGGCACAAUAACCCUUUAAUUUCUAGGUGCCGCCAUCAAUACGCAGAAAGCGUAUGCUCAGGCAAACAGCGUAAUAUUGAAAUGGAAGAAGGACAAGCAAUCACCUCAGAUACUAGCUUCUAUGAUAAGUGUAAGGCUUAUUUAAAUGUUGAGGAUCCAGAAAGAUAUAAUUAUUAUGAGUUUAAAGCAUUGAUUGAACGUCGUAUCAACCGCAGAGGUGAUUUCGACUAUGAAAUAGGAAGCAUAUUUCGUACUAAUGCAGAUUGCUAUGAAAUACCUGACGAAGAAGAUAAUCUUUUAACAAAUAUCACUGCGGCUAUUUAUAUGAUUUUAAAAGAAAAAGAGAUAUAUUUAGGUAUAGAUGAUUUAAAGAAUACCGUUUAUACAUAUUUAAGUGAAGCUGCAGGAGUAGAAAGGUCUGAAGACAUAUGGAUUUUUCUAGAGAAUUAUAAUUUAUAUGCAUACUCGAAAUAUUUUUUCUCUAUUCUUUUCAGCUUUUCGUUUUGUGAUUUUAUUUAAUCUAAUACAAAAUAAUUUAUAAA